Messenger RNA from Scleropages formosus (Asian bonytongue), 3813 nucleotides. RefSeq names its product testis-expressed protein 2-like. The transcript is spliced from 14 exons. Lineage: Eukaryota; Metazoa; Chordata; Actinopteri; Osteoglossiformes; Osteoglossidae. Gene Ontology annotation, molecular function: lipid binding. The coding region runs from base 459 to 3227 and encodes 922 amino acids. The record is from RefSeq and is a predicted model, not a curated record. Gene Ontology annotation, cellular component: endoplasmic reticulum.
CAAAGCGCGCUGUGUCGCGUGUUUCAAGGACCGAUCGUCCACCGGCACCCGGCUCGCGCGCAGGGUUAAUGCAUGGCUGUCAACUCACACACACAGCUGAGCUGCCAUGGGGAGGAAGCCCUGUCCUUGCCUGUGACAACAAGUCGUCUCGAGAUGCACAUUGUGAUCUUAUCCUGUGCCUUUGCCACUCACCGAUGGAAGAACAGCAGCUGUUCACUAACAGAGAGAAUCACUGCAGAUGCACCCGGGGGCAGUCCUGUCACCCUGAAUUAGCACUAACCAGCUACCACCCCUUUAAGGAUCAUCCUUGCACACUUCAAAAAGCCCGAGGUGUCUGUCGUCUGCAUCAGCAGCAUGUUGAUAGGAAGUAGCAGAGUGACCAGAGCCACUCUGACUGCAGGCAGCCUUGCAACCCUUACCAGCCUGAAGUAACCAAGACCUUAGGGGAGUAGGACGCCAUGGACAAGAGUCACCUUGCUUUCAACCUUGACUCGGAGGAAGACAAAGGGCCCUACGUAUCCUUCUCCAGAGGGAGGCCCAGCCCUGGCCCUACCACUGAACCUCUGAGCAGUCUGGUGAAAUCCUCCUCUACAGAGAUUGAGGGCAGGGAGGUAGCAGCCCCCAGACACAAACCUCUCCUUAGCCUGGUCAAAUCAUUCUCGACUGAGAUCUCCCGCAGGGAGCCAGAGGUCUCCCAGUCCAGGUCUGACUCCCGGCUCAACCUGCACCUCUGGAAGCAGGUCAUGCAACCCAAAGGGGGUGACAGCGACUGGAGGAUAGCUCCUGCCUCUUCCAGCACCCUCUCUCCACCUCCUGAGGCUAGAGGCAGGUUUUUCAAGACAGAGCUAGAAGACACCCGUCGCCUGCUGUCCGAAGCCAUGCAGGAUCCACUCAGUAUGGUCAGCAAGAUGAUGGGGGAUGAGGCCCAGAUCAGCUCUCAGCAGCAGAAGAAGGCAGGGCCAUUAGACCAUAGUGACACCCACGAUGGUGGUGCCCCUUUAGGGCAGAGUAAUGAUGAGGUGGAGGGUCUGGAGGCACAAGGCAGGGACCUUCAGAGUGCCAAGGAAGCACCCAUCUCUUAUGAUACUCUAACAAGGAAAACCAAGAGAGGCCCUUCAGGAGACUGCGACAGCAGGUAUGAGAUCCACACCUUUGGUGACAUCAUUCAAGUGGUGGAGGUCCACAGGCCCCUGAGUGAGGAUGGAAAGCCAGUAGAGGGAUCCCCAGUUCCAGCACUACCACAUUCCAGAUCCACCAUCCCAGGUGGGUGGCUGUUCUGCAUGGGUGCCCUGGCUUAUAGCCUCUUUGUCCUGCCCCUGCCCACCUACCUGUCAGGGCUGUCACUGGGCCUUGCCUGUGGCUUUGUUCUGGGGCUGCUUCUAGUUCUUCUGCUGGCCCCCAGAUGCCCCAAUAGAAAUCAACUUGGGAUGCUGCAGCCCACAAGCACCACCCUGCAAUCUAAGUUCAGAAUCAGCAACCAGAAGAACCCAAACAUUUUGGAGGGUUGGAUGAAUGAGAUGCCUGCCUACGACCCUGAAACUUACCACCCCUCCCUCACGCACUCAGUGCUUGUCACGCUGGAAGGUUCUUGCUUACGAUUGGCUUACCCUAGCACCAAUAUCCCUCGCCGGGCCACCUUUGGCGAGAAGUCCCCAGAAGCCAUCUUCCUGGUCCAGCGCUGUUUCCAGCUGGCUGGCUGCAAGGUGUUCCUAUGGCCCCCGGCUCUGGCGCACAAGAGAAUGUGGAAUCCAAAGUAUCCCAUCUGCAUCAUGUUAGCCAGGGGGGAGGAGGGCGGUGAUACGCCAGUGGAGGAAGAGCCAAUUCACCAACAUACACUAACUACCAACCAGUCGGGACUGCCCAGCACUCUGUACUUGUUUGGUCGUACAGGACGAGAGAAAGAGGAGUGGUUCCAGUACCUUCUCUCAGCCUCCAAGUUAGACGACCAAGGCAGCCCUGACGGGGCAGUUUUACGUGUUUCAAGCCCUUCGGGGGUGUCACCAUGCAGUGGAGGCUCCUGGAAAGAGAGUAUAGAGGACCUCCCCUCUCUCCCGCAUCUCCAUGACCACGUGGGAAGUGAGAAGGAGAAAAUUGUACUGGACUAUGCUGCAUAUAUGGCACGCUUUGUGGUGCCAAAGAACAUUGGGAUUCAGCCAUCUCUCACACCCAGCAAACCACCAAGCCUUGGUGCUGGGGGCAGCCCCCCAGCCAUGAUGCAGCUCCCCUGUGAUGCUGUCACGGGAACCAUUGAAGUGCAGACAGCCUGGAUCAAUGCCCUCAUUGGCAGGAUCUUCUGGGACUUCCUUCGUGAAAAGUAUUGGUCAGAACAGGUGACACACAAGAUCCAGAAGAAGCUGAGUAAGAUUAAAUUGCCGUACUUCAUGAACGAGCUGACACUCACAGAGUUGGACAUGGGAUCCAGCAUGCCGCAGGUGAUGAGCACCACCAAGCCGUAUGUGGACCAUCGUGGGCUGUGGCUCAGGUUUGAGGUGGCCUACACAGGCUCCUUACAGAUGACCCUGGAGACCAAGAUGAACCUCUGCAAGCUGGGUAAGGAGAGCAGCACAGAGGCCGAUUGUACCCCAAAAGCAAGAAAUAUGAGCUCCAGGCCCAAGCUCUGUAUGCUGGCAGACAGCGAUGAGGAGUCCUCCAGCGUUGGGUCCUCCGAAGAGGAAGAGAUACAGCCUUCUGAACCCCAGGGAACUCUAGGAGACAAGGGUACUCCACCUGGGGCUGAUGGCCACAGCAGCGGCAGCACAAGCCGGAAGAUUCUGAGAUUCGUUGACAAAAUCGCCAAGUCCAAGUACUUCCAGAAGGCCACAGAAAACGAAUACAUCAAGAAGAAAAUUGUGGAGGUGUCCAACACACCUCUGCUGCUUACUGUGGAGGUGCGGGAGCUCUCAGGAGUGCUGACGGUCAACAUUCCGCCCCCAUCAACUGACAGAAUAUGGUACAGUUUCUGCACACCACCCCAACUGGACUUGCGUGUGAGGCCAAUGCUGGGUGAGAGGGAGGUCACCUUCACCCAUGUCACCGAGUGGAUAGAGAAGAAGCUGCAACGCGAGUUCCAGAAAGUGUUUGUGAUGCCGAACAUGGAUGACCUUUAUGUACCCCUGAUGCACUCUGGGCUGGAACAUCCUCCAGCAUUCCAGCAGUCCCCAGCACGGUCUUCGUGGCAGUCGUCCGAGGGGACCCCAGACAAGGAGGACGAUUCCAUGUCAGCCUAGCGCCUCCCUGCGGAGAGGUACAUACGGCCCAUUCCUGUGCUCCGAGAACCAGCGUUUGAGGAUCAGACUGAAAAUGCGCUACAGUUUUUCUCCCUUGAAAAGAUUAUGGGCUGACAGGAUCACAAGAUCUACAGAAAAACAAAUUAAAAAAUUCAAACAGAAUACUUCAAGCAGAAAAUCUGACCCCGCAAAAGAAGCCAACGAGAUUCCCAGUGCACUUGCCUCAACUGCGUCGUCUCUGCAGAAGAAGUGGCGCCCUUUGCUGGCCAUAGAAAGCAAUGCUGCGCACCGUAAAUCAAGAAUGCAACAGAAGGAUUGAAGGUGUGAAUGAGAGUGAUUUUGCACACCUGCGUGUUGUCACAGUUCCCACUGUUGUGCUGUUCUGGUGAAGGACUUGUAUCCUCUGGUGGUCUCCAGCAAGCAGUGUCAUUCACAGCCAGCUGUGUUAUUAAAAUGAGCCAGCCAGCAAUAGUUACAGCAUGUGAGUUCUGUACAGUGCUACUGUCUCCAUUCCUCAUUUAUGCCCAGUAAAGAAGUUAACAAUCCUGUCAUUUUUUUUACUUAAUUCUGCAGCAAUUUGUUUGCA